UGUGACUUCGUUUGUCUAUUCUUGGACUCCUUUGAGCAUUUUUGUCGUUGGUCAGUGAAGAACCGGGAGUUCUCUUUAUCGGAAGUGGCCCGGGCAACCCUAUCGUUUAAACCUGAACGUGCAACUAAUGCGGCAGUUAAACGAACCCCUGUACCGGAAGUGGAAGAGCAAAGUCUAGAACUUAAGCAGCAUCAGCGCAUGGGCAGACUCUUAGUGGAGGGGGACAUCUGCACCUUCGUCGAAGCGCUCCUCAUCCUCUGUACGGCUCUGACUUCCGGUCCAGCAGUCCGAGUUUGCCUGUGAGCUUGCGACGAAAUUAGCCGGGACCGUGCCGCAGCAUCGAAGGGAGCAACCUACGGUCGAGUUGGAACGUGCGCUCCUGACAUCAAGUUUAUUUAAACCUGCAUUAACUCAUCCGGGCGAACGGCGAACCCGUCAGCGAACCGUUGAGCCAGCGUGUCGUGACACCUUGAAACCUGGACGAAACUGCUCACACUACGUAGCCGACGAAGCCUGGGGGUGUCUAGCUAAUCCGGAAUGAUGAGCCUCCGCUACAGUUUGGGACGAGAGCCUGAAGCAGCGGAUCAGGAUGUGGAAAUCCCUUUGAAGAGCGCAGAUUCUCAUUCCAAGGCGAGUCAACGCAGUACUCCAGCACAUCUUCGGAGCCCUGUAAGGGUGAAAAAUCUGAAGUGCUUAGUUUGUGACAAGAGUUUCAGUUUCCCAAGUCACGUGAAGCGUCAUCUUCUUACCCACUCCGGAGAGAAGCCUUUUGAGUGCACCGUUUGCAACAUGAAGUUGAGUAGCGCAAGUCAUGUGAAGCGUCAUCUUCUUACCCACUCUAGGGAGAAGCCUUUUGAGUGCACUGUCUGCAAUAAGAAGUUCAGUUCCGGAUGUGAUCUCAAGAGUCAUCUUCGUAUCCACACAGGGGACAAGCCUUUUGAUUGCACUGUUUGCAACAUGAAGUUGAGUAGCGCAAGUCAUGUGAAGCGUCAUCUUCUUACCCACUCUAGGGAGAAGCCUUUUGAGUGCACUGUCUGCAAUAAGAAGUUCAGUUCCGGAUGUGAUCUCAAGAGGCAUUUUCGUAUCCACACAGGGUACAAGCCUUUUGAGUGCACUGUCUGCUCUAAGAAGUUCAGUUCCGGAAGUGAUCUCCAGCGUCAUCUUCGUUUCCACACAGGGGACAAGCCUUUUGAGUGCACUGUCUGCAAUAAGAGGUUCGGUUGCGAAAGUCAUCUCAAGAGGCAUCUUCGUAUCCACACAGGGGACAAGCCUUUUAAGUGCGCUGUUUGCAACCAGAAAUUUAUUUCCGCAAGUCACGUGAAGCGUCAUCUUCUCUCACACUCUAAGGAGAAGCAUUCUGAAUGCUCUGUGUCGUCUACGAACUCGCUUAGUGGAGGUGCCGUUUGAGUGCGUAGUCUUCAGUUUAAUCGUAAUCUCGGAUACCCAUUGGAGGAAGAAGUAUUUGCAGACUAGUUUGAAACUAGAAGUUUCAAACUACACUGCUAAUCCAAGUGUGCACCAGGUCCACGCUUCAAGGCGUGGACCAGGUCCACGCUUCACGGGUCCACGUUUUGAAACGUGGACCACCGCUUGGUCCACGCUUUGAAACG
Molecule: messenger RNA, 1610 nt
Organism: Thrips palmi
Lineage: Eukaryota; Metazoa; Arthropoda; Insecta; Thysanoptera; Thripidae
Product: gastrula zinc finger protein XlCGF7.1-like
Exons: 3
Coding region: 538-1407 (289 amino acids)
Source: RefSeq, a predicted model, not a curated record